Molecule: messenger RNA, 1358 nt
Organism: Aspergillus ibericus CBS 121593
Lineage: Eukaryota; Fungi; Ascomycota; Eurotiomycetes; Eurotiales; Aspergillaceae
Product: Zn(II)2Cys6 transcription factor domain-containing protein
Exons: 2
Coding region: 11-1279 (422 amino acids)
Biological process (GO): regulation of DNA-templated transcription
Molecular function (GO): zinc ion binding; DNA-binding transcription factor activity, RNA polymerase II-specific
Source: RefSeq, a predicted model, not a curated record
GUCCACAACGAUGACAUCUCCACACCCGAGACGAGGGGAGCGGCCUCCACGCAAGAAGGCAUGCCAAAGCUGCACCAAAUCCAAGGUCCGUUGCGAUCUCGAGAGACCGGCCUGCUCCCGUUGCCGGUCGCUCGGACGGCCCUGUGAAUAUCCAACCAGAACGGUUCCCACAUCUCAAGUCUCCAGACCUCCAACCGAGUUCUACACUGUACCCACAAAUCCCACCAGCCCAGAACCAGAGCCUCCCAUAUUCGGUGCAGCGCAACUCAAUCCAGAGAUGCCGAUCCCAUUGCCCAGCUUUAGCAGUCCGUCCUGGACGCCACGUCAGCCACGCAGGCAAGUGAUCAGUGCAUGUGAAGAAACCCAUGAGCUGGACUUCACUUUCAUUGAUCUAGUCCCGAGUGGAGAUGCGGCGGGGAUUCGAGAUCGAUGGCUGCGGCCAUACAUUCUGCCUCCGUUAGGUCAAGAUGAGGUUCCAAAGGUUUAUCAUCCAUUCACACUGCAGUACAUUUCCAGAAUCUUGACGACAUAUCCCCGAGGUAUGUUACGAGACGGCGAUGUACCGCCAAUCAUUCAUCGAUUGCAGGUUGUCGGACGCAGAAUGCCCCGUGCCUUGGCGAACUGUUACAGUCUAGUGCGGAUGUGGGAGCAGGCCGCGGCGGGAAGUGAAGCGUUGGUGGUAGAGACUGUGGAGAAGGAGAUGGACCGCCUAGCAAACGAGACACCGUCGACCUUAGGUGACUUUGACCUCCUUGCGACCUUCCAGGCGUACCUUAUUUACUCCAUCAUGCUAUACUUUUCUCCUCUGCCCGGCGGCCCGACGGUCACCGACAAGAUAAUGAUUACACUCAUGGAGAUUGCCUCCAGUACCGCUAGAAAUGGCAUUUUCUGCACCGCUGAGAUAUCACAUGAUAGGCCUAGCUGGGAGUCGUGGAUAGUGGCGGCCGCCAAGCGGCGAGCGAUCUUCACUAUGUACUUGUUCUGCAGCGUGUACAACGCCGAUAAUCUUCUGCCUAACUUUAUUGCGGAUGAGAUGACGGGUGUUUUUGCACCUGAAGGCAAGGCAUUGUGGGAGGCCAGCACCCGGGAAACGUGGGAGAAAGAGUACGAUCGUCAUCUACUCAACUGGGAAGAUGGGAUGUUGGAGAUAUCGGAACUGUGGAGAUCCGCGGAGACGGGAACACCGCGAAGGCCGGAAAGAAUCGAGCGGUGGCUUAAGACAGUGGAUGAGUUUGGCAUGAUGAUGUUUGGGGUGACUGCUCAUGUCCACGGGUGUUGAUAUAUGACUGAGAUUAUCUGCUAGGGAUUCUCUUACUAGAGCAGUUAAUAUUCUGGAUAGUAACUCGAAUAUAUUAUUC